ACCGUCAUGAACAUGAACGUCAGAAUUUGACUUUUGAAGUGGCAUUUGCCGAUUAAUGUUGGUUGCGUUUUUUACAAGUACUUACGGUUUAAUAGUUUUGUUUUUAGAUUGAUUGUCCAAGUUUGUACUUAAAAGUCAAGACUUUUGAAGCAAAAUGUCCAGUGAAUCAGUUAAAUCGUUUUCAAGUUUGGAAACUCCAGGCUAUGUUGGUUUUGCUAAUCUACCCAACCAAGUUCAUCGAAAGUCAGUGAAGAAAGGCUUUGAAUUCACUCUGAUGGUGGUUGGUGAAUCUGGUCUUGGAAAAUCUACUUUAGUCAACAGCCUGUUUCUUACUGAUUUGUAUCCUGAACGAAUUGUGCCUGAUGCUAUUGAGAAAACCAACCAAACUGUGAAACUGGAUGCCUCUACUGUUGAGAUCGAGGAGAGGGGCGUAAAACUGCGUUUGACUGUGGUGGAUACCCCAGGUUACGGAGAUGCCAUCGACAACACUGAUAGUUUUCGUGCCAUAAUCCAGUACAUCGAUGAUCAGUUUGAACGAUUUCUCCGUGACGAAAGUGGCCUCAACAGACGCAAUAAAGUUGACAAUAGAAUACAUUGCUGCUUCUACUUCAUUUCGCCAUUUGGACAUGGGUUGAAACCAUUGGACAUUGAGUUCAUGAAACAGCUCCACAAUAAAGUUAACAUAGUUCCUGUGAUAGCUAAAGCUGAUGUUCUUGUGAAGAAAGAGGUUCUAAGACUCAAGAAAAAGGUCAUGGAGGAAAUUGAGAAGCACCAAAUCAAGAUAUAUCCAUUGCCAGAUUGUGACAGUGACGAGGAUGAAGAUUACAAGGAUCAGCUGCGACAGUUGAAAGAAUCGGUGCCAUUUGCUGUGUGUGGAUCUAACACCCUGCUGGAAGUAAGAGGACGCAAAGUCCGUGGCAGACUCUACCCGUGGGGGGUGGUGGAAGUGGAAAACCCCGAGCACUGUGACUUCAUCAAGCUGAGGACAAUGCUCAUAACACACAUGCAAGAUUUGCAAGAAGUUACCCAUGAGGUUCACUAUGAAAACUACAGAUCCGAGCGGUUAGCCAAGGGUGCACCUGUACCAAAACGAACCACGUCGCUUCCUGAUCAUGAGAAGACAGAUGACAAGGACAGAAUCCUGCAAGAAAAGGAGGCGGAAUUGAGAAAAAUGAAGGAGGCCCUUGCAAAGAUGCAAGCUCAAAUGCAAAUAAAACACAACUAGUACUGCUGGCUGCCUUAUAUGGAACUUUUGUCUCAACUAAUGAUGUGCUUUUGAUAUAAGGAUUUAUUUAUAUAUUGUUUAGUAAGUUGCAUAAAAUGACUAUGAUGCGUACGUAUAUAGUUACUAUAAGCAUUGUUAUUUUGUAAUCAAACGGACAGUAUAACCAUUGUAUUCUAGUUAGUUAUAAAGAAUACUCGUUAAUAAUUUUUCAUAAUUUUAUAUUUACAUUGACUGAGAAACGCAAUACCUUUGAACCUCAUUGUCUUUUUUUGUACGAUUAUGUUUUUGUAAACAUAAUUAAUUUUGUCUAAUUGAGCUUAUUUUGCUUUGGAAGAACUUUAAUGUUGGUAAACUAGUCACUAUUAAAGAAAGACAUCGAAUUGUUUAAGCUCUAUUUUGAAUUAAAUUGAACUCUAUUCUAGAAGCUAGCUGUAAGAAUCUCAGAAAAUUCCUUAUCAUAUUUUAUUAAUACCGAAUAAAAUAUUUUUAGUA
Macrosteles quadrilineatus (aster leafhopper) is the source of this 1717-nucleotide messenger RNA. Its product is annotated as septin-1-like. NCBI's taxonomy places the organism in Eukaryota, Metazoa, Arthropoda, Insecta, Hemiptera, Cicadellidae. Gene Ontology annotation, biological process: cell division; cytoskeleton-dependent cytokinesis; regulation of exocytosis. The record is from RefSeq and is a predicted model, not a curated record. The transcript has 9 exons. Gene Ontology annotation, cellular component: synaptic vesicle; cell division site; microtubule cytoskeleton. Gene Ontology annotation, molecular function: GTPase activity; GTP binding; molecular adaptor activity. The coding region runs from base 155 to 1225 and encodes 356 amino acids.